This is a messenger RNA of Prionailurus viverrinus (fishing cat), 3420 nucleotides long. RefSeq names its product histone H4. Lineage: Eukaryota; Metazoa; Chordata; Mammalia; Carnivora; Felidae. The record is from RefSeq and is a predicted model, not a curated record. Gene Ontology annotation, cellular component: nucleosome. The transcript has a single exon. Bases 10 to 321 code for a protein of 103 amino acids. Gene Ontology annotation, molecular function: protein heterodimerization activity; structural constituent of chromatin; DNA binding. Gene Ontology annotation, biological process: nucleosome assembly.
CGUGCCGGUAUGUCCGGUCGCGGCAAAGGCGGGAAGGGCCUGGGCAAGGGGGGCGCCAAGCGCCACCGCAAGGUGCUGCGCGACAACAUCCAGGGCAUCACGAAGCCCGCCAUCCGGCGGCUGGCCCGGCGCGGCGGCGUCAAGCGCAUCUCCGGCCUCAUCUACGAGGAGACCCGCGGCGUGCUCAAGGUGUUCCUGGAGAACGUGAUCCGGGACGCCGUCACCUACACGGAGCACGCCAAGCGCAAGACGGUCACGGCCAUGGACGUGGUGUACGCGCUCAAGCGCCAGGGCCGCACCCUCUACGGCUUCGGGGGCUGAACUCCAGGUUCCCGGCUUCCGGGGCUCUGCGCACCCCCGUCCUGCCGUGUCUACAAACAAAAGGCCCUUUUCAGGGCUCCCCCCACUCUCACAGAGGAGCCGUGACGCUAGUUUGACGCUCGCCGGUCCGCGUCCCGCACGGGUCGCUCCCUCCUGUUGCAAACCUACAACAGCGAACCUUUCCGCCUGGCUUGGGGUCUUGUUAGCUGCGAAUUCGCUCGAGGAAGCAGGUCGUGUGAAGAGGCUUCUGAGGCCUGCGGUGGACACAACUUCCUUUUUGAGGCUUAACUGUGGGCCUGCUGGGGAGACCCCCUCCUGUGAUCGGCCCCUUGCCAGAAGUCCUGCAGAGUCUGCUUGGCAGAGUUGAAAGAAAGUUUUCAGACUUAAAGUUAGGGAAGUUUUUAUUCUAAGAAAGGUGGCAAUCUAUUUUUAAGUUUGUAAUUGAGGGCUCCGCUCCCUCUAAAUGUCACCUGUCAAUCAGGUCAGUGGUGUCUAAGUCUGGAGGGGCCACUAAUGUCCUAUUGUUCGCCAUCACUUCCCACGAAGAGUAGACAGCUUUUAAAGGUUAACGCUAAAUGUGUAUGUUUUAAGGGCAAGGAUCCUAAUCGGCGCUCGUUCAGCGUUAAUUUAUGACGUACAAAUGGAUGUAACACAUGGAAAAUGUACUUUUAACUCGUGGGAAAAUGUCAGCUUUGGCACCAGCGAGUGGACCCACGUGAACUUUGGACAUAAAGACGAAUCUCUUAAGCAUGUAAAGCAAACAAAAUAUUGUGAAAGUUAAGACGUAAAUGUCCUGUUGUAUAACCUUGCUUACUGAAGUGAUGCGAGGUGGUGAAACGUCUAAACAGAGUCGUUAUAGAAGCGUCACUUGGUUGUGAGAGCAGGUUCAGUUCUAACUCUUUCCUGGGCCUCAGUUUUUUCACCUACACGGUUAGGAGGAGGAAGCGGAGGAGGAGGAGGAGACCUCACUCAAAGGAUUAUUUUGAGGAUUGAGUUGCUAAUGACAAGUGCUUGAAUCCUGCCUGCCACACAGAGCUGUGUGAAGCACUUACAUUUACGUUCCGCCACUAAUUGUAUCUCAUUUUGUGACCUCCGGGUGUGAGCAACUUUUCUUGAACAACCACAUUCCAGUAGAGAUCCAGCCACAUUAACAGGAGAUACUAUAGUCUCUUAGGGAGCCGUGCAUAAUACUCCGGUGUAUGUUUUUUCCAAACAACUUUGCAAAUGUCGGAGAUAUUCUACUUAUUUAUUUAUUUAUUUACGGAGUAGAAUUUCGUGUUUCAUUACUUACAUGUAACACCCAGUGCUCAUCCCAACAAGUGUCCUCCUUAAUGCCCAUCACCCAUCUCACCCAUCCCCCACCCAAUGGAGGUAUUCUCUUGAUUAUUCUUACAAUGUAUACUUGUUCAUUUGUACUCAUUCUGGGUUUAUGCCUUGCUGGCCUCAAAAUACACCACCAGACAAGCUGUCCUGUGGCCCAGAAAGACUCAGACCAAAUUUAAAUGCUGGGGAUGCUUGUGUGUGUGUGUAUGUGUGUGUGUGUGUGUGUGUGUGUGUGUGUGUUUUGUUUGUUUUUAAUACAUUUGAGUACAUAGCCUGAGACAGGGGGAAAGACGUGUGGUAAGUUAAGGCUUGGGUAAAGGCAUGAGGAGAUAGAUGGACCACAGCAGCUGAAUCAUUGGUCAUGCAUUUAGUUACCUUUCUCUCUGCCACAUGCAGCCUUUCUUCUUGAAGACUACAGCCCAAGUUGGGACAAGUAGUUCCUCAAAUGGAAGGCGCCCGGGGCCAAUGACAGGGAGCUAGUCUAUGGAAGACAGACGGUUAUUCCUGGUCACAGUUGAUGCUUACUAGUUCACCUGCCUAAUGGGCGUGUGCUUGAUUUGCGUAUCUUAGGCAAAGGACGUGUGGGGCCAGGAUGGACAUCACCAGAGGGUGACUGAAUCAAGGUACUACGUGUUCUAAGUAUAUUUAGUGUAUCACGAAUAUUUAGUGCCUCACGUAUCUCAUGCAUAUUUAGUGUCUGGUGUUUCAAGUAUAAAAGUGCCUCAUGAAUAUUACAUGUCUCUUGGUCCUUUACCCCUUCUUUAUAUCCUUAAUACAUACACACUCCACUUUCUAGGUAUUUACCUAUACUUAAGACAGAAGUUUCAUCCAUCACAUUUGUUUCUCUAGCAGUAUUGAAUAUCUGCAAAUAGUAGAGAAAUAUACACUUUGAAAUGUUUAGGGAACCAACAUCAAGGCUUUUUAUCAACUGUGAUACUUCAUCUUAUGAUGAAGUAUUUUAAAUUUUAUCUUUUGUCUUACUUGGUCUGUUUUAAUGAUGGUUUGAAAAGGGGAUAAAGGAAAGGCCUACUUGUUUUAAGAAGGAUCAAUUAGUUCUAAGCCUAUACCAACCACAUUAUAAUAACCGCAUUCCUUGGAUUCCUUGGAUUCCUAGCAUUUUGCAUAAAAUCCAACCAUUAUUCUGUGAAGUUUUGUAGAUAGAGCCAAUCAAUAUAUAACCUGUUUUCAACAGAGUCGAUAGUUUUAAGAUUCCUGACAAUUUACCAGGAGUUCUUUUAAUAGAAUAUUUUUUUAAAAUUUGAGGAAUCCAUUUGAAAAAGACAACAAUUACAAGUAUAAGAGGACUUUAGUAAGGGAAUUUUAGCCACAACCAAAUCAGUUCAUUCAGUCCUAACUAAUUAACUCUUGCUUUGCUGAUCUUGGGUUAAGUACCCUGCUUCUAAUACAGCUUGGAAAAUUUUAAAUCAGUCCCAAGGUAGAGUCUGACAGGUAUCUGGAACAAUUAUUUAUUAAAGUUCUUUUGAUGCUUCUUCUGUAAAACUCAAUUUCAGAUCUGUAUCUUGUAGCAUGGGCCUAUAGAGAACAGCGUAAGGAAAAAUAGUAACCAUCCAUUGAUGACUAGAGAACGUCUGGUUAAUUUAUUAUAUUAAUCAGUGUUAUCAUUAUGGAAUAGGAUAGAAUCCUCUAUUUAGGUAUGAUACUGUGAAUACGGAGAUUGAUAAACCUCCAGGAACCUUCUGAUAUUUCCCGGAAAGUAUUUGUUAUUUUUUUUCGCCGUGGCGUUGAUAUCUAGGAACAAAGUCUGUUGGUAGUUUU